This is a messenger RNA of Choloepus didactylus (southern two-toed sloth), 1455 nucleotides long. It is a transcript of the gene STK16, whose product is annotated as serine/threonine kinase 16. Gene Ontology annotation, biological process: protein phosphorylation. The transcript is spliced from 8 exons. The record is from RefSeq and is a predicted model, not a curated record. Gene Ontology annotation, molecular function: protein serine/threonine kinase activity; ATP binding. Lineage: Eukaryota; Metazoa; Chordata; Mammalia; Pilosa; Megalonychidae. Bases 182 to 1099 code for a protein of 305 amino acids. Gene Ontology annotation, cellular component: cytoplasm; Golgi apparatus.
UACCGCGGGCCGUUACGCCAGCGCGGACUGAUGAUGUAACCACUGCUUCCGGUCUCUGGCGGUCGCGCCCCGGCCAGCAUGAUCCGCUGGGCCCCCCGCACAUCGCUUGGAAAAACCCACUCGCCCUGGACGGACCCUUCGGCAGCCUCAGACGGUCUUUGAGGAGGAUGACUGAGACACUAUGGGCCACGCGCUGUGUGUCUGCUCUCGGGGAACUGUCGUCAUUGACAAUAAGCGCUACCUCUUCAUCCAGAAACUGGGGGAGGGUGGGUUCAGCUAUGUGGACCUAGUGGAGGGGUUACAUGAUGGAUGCUUCUACGCCCUGAAGCGAAUCCUGUGUCAUGAGCAGCAAGACCGCGAGGAGGCCCAGCGAGAAGCAGACAUGCAUCGCCUCUUCCAUCAUCCCAACAUCCUUCGCCUUGUGGCUUACUGUCUGAAGGAACGGGGCCCUAAACAUGAGGCCUGGCUGCUGCUACCCUUCUUCAAGAGAGGUACGCUGUGGAAUGAGAUAGAAAGGCUGAAGGACAAAGGCAACUUCUUGACUGAGGAUCAAAUCCUGCUGUUGCUGCUGGGUAUCUGCAGAGGCCUUGAAGCCAUUCAUGCCAAGGGUUAUGCCCACAGGGACCUGAAGCCCACCAACAUCUUGCUUGGAGAUGAGGGGCAGCCAAUUUUAAUGGACUUGGGUUCCAUGAAUCAAGCAUGCAUUCAGGUGGAGGGCUCCCGCCAGGCCCUGGCCCUACAGGACUGGGCAGCCCAGCGAUGUACUAUCUCCUACCGGGCUCCAGAGCUCUUCUCGGUGCAGAGCCACUGUGUUAUCGAUGAACGGACUGACGUCUGGUCCCUAGGCUGUGUACUGUAUGCCAUGAUGUUUGGGGAAGGUCCUUAUGACAUGGUGUUCCAGAAAGGUGACAGUGUGGCCCUUGCGGUGCAGAACCAACUCAGCAUCCUGCAAAGCUCCAGGCAUUCUUCAGCAUUGAGGCAGCUGCUGGCCUCGAUGAUGACUGUGGACCCCCAGGAGCGCCCCCACAUUCCUCUCCUCCUUGGUCAGGUGGAGGUACUGCAGCCCCCUGCUCCUGGCCAGCACACUACCCAAAUCUGAAGAAACCAGUGGCCAUGAGGUAGACCCCUUGUGCCUUAGAAAGAGGCUCCUGUGUCCCUCAUUGGACUCUCUAUUGAUUCCAUCCUAGACUGCUCUCUUACAGUUGAUGGAAGGGGAGAGGUGGGGACAGCCAUCUUGAUCCCACACUUGCGCUUCUGCUCCCUACCCCCUAGAGCAACAAAUGGACAAGGUGCCUGAUCGAGCUGGCGAGUGGGGGUCAGGAGAAAGGGAAACUGAUACAAUAUGGUACACAGCUCUGAGCGGGACUGCUGAGCUCACAUCAUGGUCUGCCUCCAAAUAUGGGAGCAGGAGAAUGUAUAAACAGAAGAAUAAAGUGAAAGCAGGCUGGUAUGGUU